AUGGAGGCGGCGCCGAGGCGAAGCCCCGAGCCGCGGGAGAAGCCGCCGCUGCUGGACGGGGAGGCAGCGGGGGCGCCCGCGGGGGCGUCGGGCGCGGCCCCGGCCUCGGCGGCGGCGACGGAGCAGAUCGCGGCGGAGGGCGAGGCGGCGGCGGCGGCGGCGGCGGGCACGUUCGUGCAGCGGCAGCUCGGGGCGAUGCUGCAGCCCGCCGUGAACAAGUUCUCGCUGCGCAUGUUCGGCAGCCACCGGGCCGUGGAGAUCGAGCGGCAGCGGGUGAAGUCGGCGGGCGCCUGGAUUAUCCAUCCCUACAGCGACUUCAGGUUUUACUGGGACCUCAUCAUGCUGCUCCUGAUGGUGGGGAAUUUGAUCAUCCUGCCCGUGGGCAUCACCUUCUUCAAGGAUGAGAACACCCCUCCCUGGAUCGUUUUCAAUGUGCUCUCGGACACUUUCUUCCUGGCUGACCUGGUGCUGAACUUCCGGACAGGCAUCGUGGUGGAGGACAACACGGAGAUCAUUCUUGACCCUCACACCAUCAAAAUGAAGUACUUGAAGAGCUGGUUCCUGGUCGACUUCAUCUCCUCCAUCCCUGUUGACUACAUUUUCCUCAUUGUUGACCUGGAGACCCAGGUGGAUUCUGAUGUCUACAAGACAGCCCGGGCCCUGCGCAUCGUGCGCUUCACCAAGAUCCUCAGCCUGCUGCGCCUGCUGCGCCUCUCGCGCCUCAUCCGCUACAUCCACCAGUGGGAGGAGAUCUUCCACAUGACGUACGACCUGGCCAGCGCCGUGGUGAGGAUCUUCAACCUCAUCGGGAUGAUGCUGCUGCUGUGCCACUGGGAUGGCUGCCUGCAGUUCCUGGUGCCCAUGCUGCAGGACUUCCCCGAGGACUGCUGGGUCUCCAAGAACCACAUGGUGAACGACUCGUGGGGCAAGCAGUACUCGCACGCCCUGUUCAAGGCCAUGAGCCACAUGCUGUGCAUCGGCUACGGGCAGCAGGCGCCCGAGGGCAUGACCGACGUGUGGCUCACCAUGCUCAGCAUGAUCGUGGGGGCCACCUGCUACGCCAUGUUCAUCGGCCACGCCACCGCCCUCAUCCAGUCGCUGGACUCGUCCCGGCGCCAGUACCAGGAGAAGUACAAGCAAGUGGAGCAGUACAUGUCAUUCCACAAGCUGCCUGGGGACACGCGCCAGCGGAUCCACGAGUACUACGAGCACCGCUACCAGGGCAAGAUGUUCGACGAGGAGAACAUCCUGGGGGAGCUCAGCGAGCCGCUCAAAGAGGAAAUCAUCAACUUCAACUGCCGCAACCUGGUGGCCAACAUGCCCCUGUUCGCCAACGCCGACCCCAACUUCGUGACGGCCAUGCUGACCAAGCUGCGCUUCGAGGUCUUCCAGCCUGGGGACUUCAUCAUCCGUGAGGGCACCGUGGGCAAAAAGAUGUACUUCAUCCAGCACGGUGUGGUCAGCAUCCUCACCAAGGGCAACAAGGAGACAAAGCUGUCUGAUGGCUCCUACUUUGGGGAGAUCUGCCUCCUGACGCGGGGCAGGCGCACGGCCAGCGUGAGGGCCGACACCUACUGCCGCCUCUACUCGCUGUCCGUGGAUAACUUCAACGAGGUGCUGGAGGAGUACCCCAUGAUGCGCAGGGCCUUCGAGACGGUGGCCAUGGACCGGCUGGACCGCAUAGGGAAGAAGAACUCCAUCUUGCUCCGCAAGCGAGCCGAGCACAGCUCGGGACCCCUGAACAACGAGAUGAUCCAGCAGAUCGUGAAGCACGACCAGGACAUGGCCCACAACAUCCAGGACCUGCAGCAGAUGGCGAUGGGCCGGGAGCUGAGCGGCAAGCCGGUGAUUUGGGAGCCGCUGGUGCACGCCCCGCUGCAGACGGCCGCCGCCACCACCAACGUGGCCAUCGCGCUGACCCACCAGCACAGCCUGCAGGCUCACAUCUUCCUGCCGCCCUCCUCCAUCUCCAGCCCGCUCUCUCCCGAAGCCACGCUGCUCACCAAGCCCGUUCGCCGCUCGCAGCCCAGCCUGGGGGGCUCCCGACCCUCCUCCGUCGGCUCGCCCUCCGGGGCGCCGUCCCACCUGCAGACCCCGGCCGCCGCUUCGCCCUCCUCGCCCGUGGUCCAGCCGCAGGCGCCGCUGGAGGGCGGGGGCCAGAGACCGCAGCCCCUGCCCCGCUCCGCGCAGAGGGCGGAGAUGCCCGCGGGGCCCAAGCAGCCCCCGGCCGCCCCCCAGCCCCAACUCUCCCGCUCCCGCGGCGCCUCGGUGUCCACCUCGCUGCUGCAGCAAGCGGCGGGCGCCGCGUCCCCCAGCUCCGAGCAGGCGCUGCCGCCGGGGAGAACGCUCCACUACAGCCUGUCCCGAGCCACCGGCUCCCACAUCUCCCUCCUGAUGCAGCCGCAGCAGCUGGUGAAGCACAGGAGCAUCCAGGGCCUGCCGCUGGGGCGGCUCACGCAGGAUGUGCGGCUCCUGUCUGCCUCGCAGCCCUCCCUUCCCAAUAAAGUAGCCCAGCAAGGCGACGGGAGCUCUUUGAAGCAGGGCAGGAAAUCUGCGGGGAAUUUGGCCCGCAGGUCCUCGCCCUCGGUAGCCGGACUCCUGGCCAAGCCGUGCGCGGGGCUGCCCGGCCAGCCCGCACACUCGCAGCAGAUGCCUUCAGGAUCGCUGGCUCAGCCCGGCCGCUCCUCCGCGGCAGCGUCCACUCCCCAGUCCCCCAGCUCCGCGUCCAGGCAGCCGCCAGGUCCCUCCCGCAAGGGCUCCGUGGCCUUCAGCCCCGAGGUGGAAACGGCGAAGCCCAAACUCCCAUCCAACAUGUGAGUCCUGGCGGCGCCCACGCGGGCGGGAGGGAGCCGGGCAUCCCGGCGGCACCCGAGGCAGGAGAAGCAGAG
This is a messenger RNA of Lonchura striata (white-rumped munia), 2888 nucleotides long. It is a transcript of the gene HCN3, whose product is annotated as hyperpolarization activated cyclic nucleotide gated potassium channel 3. Gene Ontology annotation, cellular component: HCN channel complex; axon; membrane. Gene Ontology annotation, molecular function: voltage-gated potassium channel activity. Lineage: Eukaryota; Metazoa; Chordata; Aves; Passeriformes; Estrildidae. The record is from RefSeq and is a predicted model, not a curated record. Gene Ontology annotation, biological process: potassium ion transmembrane transport; sodium ion transmembrane transport; regulation of membrane depolarization.